Dentiscutata erythropus is the source of this 147-nucleotide messenger RNA. NCBI's taxonomy places the organism in Eukaryota, Fungi, Glomeromycota, Glomeromycetes, Diversisporales, Gigasporaceae. The record is from the annotation of a GenBank genome assembly.
AUGUUAUUUAAUCUUAUGGGAGAUGAAUCCGAUACUGCUACCACCCGGGUAAACGAUUCAAGCAAUACAUCAACUGCUACACCUGAGAAUUCUGUAAAUCGUACUCCUACUUCAACAAGUGGAGAGACUGUAGGUAGGGCACCUUAA